Messenger RNA from Camellia sinensis, 1569 nucleotides. Lineage: Eukaryota; Viridiplantae; Streptophyta; Magnoliopsida; Ericales; Theaceae. The record is from RefSeq and is a predicted model, not a curated record.
UAUAUAUAUCACGUAAUGGCAUCUUUGCCAUUCAUGAUCACGAGAAAUCUAGAAAAUUUGAUGAAAAUGAAGGUUGAAAUCAUCUCCAGCAAGUUCAUAAAACCAUCACUCCCAACACCCCCUACCCAUCGAAAAUACAAGCUUUCGUUCUUCGAUCAGCUCGCUCCUCCCGCCUAUCCCGGCAUCGUCUUCUUCUUCCUUUCAAAUGACAAAAACCAUGAAGCCCAAGCUGAGAACGACAAUGUCAAGUGGCUCAAACAGUUAGAGAAGUCGCUCUCUGAUAUCUUAGUACAUUUUUAUCCGCUAGCAGGUAAGUAUGUGAAAGAGGAUCUCUUGGUUGAUUGUAACGACCAAGGGGUUGAAGUUUUUGAAGCACGAGUACAUAACAUUUCACUCGCAGAGCUUGUCCAUGGAAGACCUGAGCUGGUGGAUUCUUUUGCUCCCACUGCAAUGGCCAUGGCUAGCUCGAACCCGAGUCCAGUAGCCGCCAUCCAGAUCAGUACGUUUGAGCAGGGUGGAUUUGCAGUGGGGAUGCGCAUUUCGCACAAAAUCAUUGAUGGGUUUACACAGGCAACAUUCAUCAAAGAAUGGGCAAUUGCUAGCAAAGAAGGGAUUGAAAAAGCAAUGUGGCCGAGUUUCGAGUUGGGUUCUCUUUUUCCAGCGAGAGAACUUUCUGACCUCAAGCCGCAUCCGCGGAGGGACCAAGGGGUUAAAAAGCUUGUCGCUAAGAGGUUUGUGCUCGAUGCUGCAACGAUAUCAACCUUGAAAGCCAAAGUUGUUGGAGUUUCUUUGGGUACGCCACCCAAACGCCAACCUUCAAGAAUCCUUGUGGUGACAGCCCUCAUAUGGAGGACUCUCAUCGACAUUGCUCGAGCCAAACACGGGUACUUAAGGCCUUCCGUAUUGUCCCUUUCAAUGGACUUACGCGAGAGAACCGGUUUACAACCACCCAAAAACCCUUUUGGCAACCUCUUCACUCACUCGACCGCUAGAUUUAUGGCGGAGGAGAACAAGAUGGAGCUACAUGACUUGGUGUUUCUACUCAAGGAAGCAAUAAACAAGACCAGUGAGGACUAUGCCAAUGUACAACAUGGUGAUGAUAUUUACUCCAUGUUGAUAAACCACUACAAUGAGAAUGGUGCAGACAAGCCUAGCAAUGCUGAUUUCUUUUAUUUUAGUAGCUUGAGGAAGUUCUCUUGCUAUGAAGUUGAUUUUGGUUGGGGACAACCUGCAUGGGUGACUACAACAUCUAAGCCUGUCGAGCUGAUUUCUCUUAUGGAUACCAAAUGUGGGGAGGGAAUUGAAGUUUCAAUGACCUUGAAUGAAGAUGACAUGAGAGAAUUCGAAUGUCAUCCAGAUAUAGUAGAGCUCUCUUCUGCGGAAAUUUUAACUAGAGCUUUACCCAAAGAGUGAAAUGUGUGGUGUGUGUAGAUUUAAAAUUAGCUUUUUAUGAGUUAUGCGUAGAAUAAUGACUGUUUUUUAAACAAGUAAUACAUAACUAACCAGAACCUCUGAUCUGGUUAUUGUCUAGUAUCAUUUUAUUGUGUGAAAUUGUGGAUUUAAAUCUUA